AUGGCUUCUCACACGAAGAAAGACGAUUUCUGCCUUGAAUGCCACUGGGAGGCGUUCCACCUGGAUGGAAAGGAGGCAGAAGAUGUCUCGGAGGCACAGCCAGUCCAAUGGAAUUGCUCCGACCAGGUACAUCACACCCCGGUGCCGCCAUGCAAUGGGGAUGACGACUGCAAUGUCGAGGAGGACUGUUGUGAUGUCGACGACUGUUCCAUCACCUGCCCCUCUGUCUGCGACGGCUUCAUUGAAUGUGGUGAUGCUGCAGUGUGCUCGGUGUCGCAUUGCGACGAAGAUCAUUGCGAGAACACCGACCCGGUCUGCUUUGAUGAACACUGCUUCGGUACGGGCACCAACAUUGAUGGCGAACACAGUUUGGAAUCACUAUUAGGGUUGGGAACUCCUCUCAAUCUCGACACAACUGACCUACUAUCCCCGACUUCCAUGCCACAAUCGCAGGUAGAGCAGCCCAAGACCAUGGCACAGCCUACGGGCAUGGUACCCUCUGCACCGAGUGAUGCAUUCUUCAACCCUUAUGCACCUGCGUCUCACUGUCAUUCCCACAGUCAUCAGCAUUUUCACUGCCAUGAUAUAUCCAAGGAUGCUCACCAUGCAGCAAAUCCGUGGUUACCUCUGCAGAAUGCAGUCAACCCGGCGGAUGUGUUCCACAUGAUGUGCCCUGACCUGUCUGCGUGCCAUCAAUUUCACGUCCACGAAGUGCAGAAUUGCCCUGAGCAGGACAAACCUGCCGAUGAUGCGGCCUCGAACUCGUUUACCUGCUUCCACAUCCCUCAUCAUCCUCACCACCACCAUCCUCCGAACGAAGUGAAGAGCCCAGCUCCGGCGCAAAAGCCAACCAAUAAUUGGAAGCCAUGCCGCACGCAUGUUCAUCGGUGUCGCACGCACGGACACCAUGUACAUUCCUAUUCACCUUACUCGCGCCACUCACGGUCCAGUGUGAGUUCCCAGUUGAGCCCGGGAGAGACGCCGCCCCCGCUGGAAGGGGGUACCUCAUCCGUCUUGACCAGUCCAGAAUACACUCCCGAUACUGAAAUAUACAUCUGUCGGUGGACCUCGAAAGCCGACGGGACCAGACUUCCCUGCGGCGCCACCUUUGCCGAUGCAUGCGGUCUGCAGGAACAUCUGGUGUCGUGCCACAUGGCGACCGUAGAUGGCGCCAAGGGCACGGGAUAUUACUGCUGCUGGGAGGGGUGUCACCGGCCGGAUGAGCCGUUCUCGCAAAAGUCGAAGCUGCAGGGGCAUUUCCUGACUCAUAGUAAUUAUAAAAACUUCAAAUGCUCUGUCUGUGGAAAGAUGUUUGCGCGACAGGCAACAUUGGAGCGGCACGAGCGGAGCCACCGAGGCGAGAAGCCGUACAAGUGUACCGAAUGUGGAAAGUCGUUUACCGACAGCAGCGAGCUGAAAACGCAUUCGCGGACGCACACGGGCGAGAAGCCGUUCAAAUGCACGUACCCGGGGUGUAACUUUCAGACUGGUGAUUCGUCCAAUAUGUCCAGCCACCGAUUGACACACGGCGAGCGUCGACACAAAUGCCACCAUGCCGGAUGCACUAAGAGCUUCACGCGACACGACCAACUCAAACGACACUUAAGAACCACACACAAAGAAGACAUCUCGCUGGGUACUCCGAUGCCGGAUGACUUCGGACUUGCCUUCGCCGAAGUGGCGUGA
This is a messenger RNA of Aspergillus tubingensis, 1686 nucleotides long. RefSeq names its product C2H2-type zinc finger protein. NCBI's taxonomy places the organism in Eukaryota, Fungi, Ascomycota, Eurotiomycetes, Eurotiales, Aspergillaceae. The transcript is spliced from 6 exons. Gene Ontology annotation, molecular function: RNA polymerase II cis-regulatory region sequence-specific DNA binding; DNA-binding transcription factor activity, RNA polymerase II-specific. Bases 1 to 1686 code for a protein of 561 amino acids. Gene Ontology annotation, cellular component: PcG protein complex; transcription regulator complex. The record is from RefSeq and is a predicted model, not a curated record. Gene Ontology annotation, biological process: regulation of transcription by RNA polymerase II.